Nyctereutes procyonoides (raccoon dog) is the source of this 3134-nucleotide messenger RNA. It is a transcript of the gene KDF1, whose product is annotated as keratinocyte differentiation factor 1. The record is from RefSeq and is a predicted model, not a curated record. Gene Ontology annotation, biological process: keratinocyte development; regulation of epidermal cell division. Lineage: Eukaryota; Metazoa; Chordata; Mammalia; Carnivora; Canidae. The transcript is spliced from 4 exons. Bases 97 to 1290 code for a protein of 397 amino acids. Gene Ontology annotation, cellular component: cell junction.
CAGGAAGUGUGUCCCCAGCGGCGGCCCGUGCAGCGCUCCCGCGAGACGCUCACCUGCGCUCCAGGUGCCUGACUGCAACAAAUCUUGCAAUGAGCCAUGCCCCGCCCUGGACACCCCCGCCCAUCAUCUGGGCCCCCACGCUUGGGACCCUGGGAACAGCCAACAGAACUAUGCCUGGAGACUUUUGAUGAGCCGUCCCAACCUCCACCAAGCCGCCGCACCCGCAGGCCAGACCCCAAGGACCCUGGCCACCACGGGCCGGAGAGCCUUACCUUCAUCUCCGGCUCUGCUGAGUCGGCUGCUGAGCCCCCAGCCUGUUGCCUGCUCUGGCGACCCUGGGUGUGGGACUGGUGCCGGGCUGCCCUCUGCUUCCGUCGCUGCCGGAGUUGCCUCCAGCGUUGUGGGGCGUGCAUGCGGGGCUGCAGUCCCUGCUUGUCUGCUGGGGACUCCCCCGAGGGGGCUGCUGAAGCCACCUGGGCCAAAGACCACAAUGGAGUGCCCCCCAGCCCCGACCGCGCACCUCCCAGCCGGCGGGAUGGCCAACGGCUCAAGUCAACCAUGGGUAGCAGUUUCAGCUACCCUGACGUCAAGCUCAAAGGCAUCCCUGUAUAUCCCUACCGCAGCACCACCUCCCCAGCCCCGGAUGCGGACUCCUGCUGCAAGGAGCCACUGGCCGAGCCCCCACCCAUGCGGCACAGCCUGCCUAGCACCCUUGCCAGCAGCCCCCGGGGCUCUGAAGAGUACUACUCCUUCCAUGAGUCGGACCUGGACCUGCCCGAGAUAGGAAGCGGCUCCAUGUCCAGCCGAGAGAUUGAUGUGCUCAUCUUCAAGAAGCUGACAGAGCUGUUCAGCGUACACCAGAUAGACGAGCUGGCCAAGUGCACAUCAGACACUGUGUUCCUGGAGAAGACCAGUAAGAUCUCGGACCUUAUCAGCAGCAUCACCCAGGACUACCACCUGGAUGAGCAGGACGCUGAGGGCCGCCUGGUUCGCGGCAUCAUUCGCAUCAGUACCCGCAAGAGCCGAGCCCGCCCGCAGACCACAGAGGGGCGCUCCAUGCGGGGUGCUGCCCCUGCUGCUGCCCCUGACAGUGGCCAUGAGACCAUGGUGGGCUCAGGGCUCAGCCAGGAUGAGCUCACAGUGCAGAUCUCCCAGGAGACUACUGCAGAUGCCAUCGCCAGGAAGCUGAGGCCUUAUGGAGCUCCAGGAUACCCAGCCAGCCAUGAUUCAUCCUUCCAGGGUACAGACACAGACUCAUCAGGAGCACCGCUGCUCCAGGUGUACUGCUAACCCCAACUGGGCCCAGGACAGCAACCCCUUCUGGGAGAAGUACAGCCCACAGCAUGAAGAGGGGAAGCAGGAGCCCUUUUGGAGGAAGCUGGGCCAUUAAGACCAGAAGCAGGGGCCACCCUGGCUCCUCCCACCUCAGUUGACUGGUUCCUGAACCAUGUGCAUUUCACUGGGCCAUGGUGCCCACAUCACCCUGGUUCCCUUGCUGGCCUGACCCCUGACUGGGCCUGUUCCUUCCUGCUCGGUCUUCAGAAGCCCGAAUCAUGGAAAGCGAAGACUUACAGUUCCUUUCUGGGAUUGAAUCCCAGCUCUACCCCCAUUAUAUGCACCCAUAAUCAUACAAAGUUCCUCCUCCCCAGGAUGAGGGUGGGGGGAAAGAGUGAUAGCUCACAGAAGCUUAUCUUGAAUGGAUUGGGUUGGGGGCAGGCAGGGUCUGUCUGGAAUUCUGUGGGCAGUGCCCACUCCACAUUAUGUUCUACUGGUUCUUGGCUGAUGUUCUGUAUACUAACAUGACCACAGUUGCAAGUACAAAAGUAGUAGAUGACUGCCUGGUCAUCUCGGCUGUGAUACUGCCCUUUCUGUCCAAUCUGCUGGACUGCUACACAGAGCAGGAGACAGGAUAGAGUGCCCAGCCUGCCUUAGCGUUAUGGGGUCAGUCAGAAGGCUAAAAUGAGAGCAAGACUGCCCACCUAGGAGGUUCACUGAGUUCCAGGUAAAGAGCCAGUUUCUGUAGUUUCUGUACCUGAGAAAGUUCUAAUAAGUGGUUUCUAUCACUGUUGAGAGGUUCUUCUAGGCAGGCCUACCAACUCCUGAAGGCUGGCCUGUUCCCAGCCAUUCUUGCAGCUUCCCCAAAUCCUUUGAGCUUGGUCAGCCCCCACCCAGCCUGACUUGAAGCCCCAUCCCCCUCUUCCAGGUUCUGACAAAACACCAGGGUCUACUGGAAUCUUCUUGACCUUCCCAACAACCCUGGAGUGGGCUCAUUCUUUGAUGGACUGUGAGGCUAGGGCUCUGAGGGGUCAAGAAACUUGGUCACACAGCUAGUAACUGGCUCUGGACCUGGAAGCUGGCCUCUUGGCAGUUUUGUCCCAAAGCUGGCAAGCUGACCUGCUUGGGGCAGAAGCGAGAUCUGUUUAAUUUUUUUUUUUAUUUUUUUUUAUUUUAUGAUAGAGAGAGAGAGAGAGGCAGAGGGAGAAACAGGCUCCAUGCACCGGGAGCCCGACAUGGGAUUUGAUCCCUGGUCUCCAGGAUCGCGCCCUGGGCCAAAGGCAGGUGCCAAACCGCUGCGCCACCCAGGGAUCCCCGCGAGAUCUGUUUGGACACAAGCCUAACUGGGUUCAGAAGGAUCCUACUUAGCCCUCCCUCCCACACAGGAGAGUGUCCUCAGCCUCUCAGCAGUGAGGACAGAGCAAGCCCACCAGCCCAUCCUUGCCCAGGAUCCCCCUCCUUAGCCACUACCUCACCUAGAGCCCUCACAGCGUCCUUCUAUUGUCCUCAUAGGCCCUUUUGGAAGAUGACAACCAAACUACUUAUCUAGCUCCCUACAGACACACAGGCCAGUCCCCUUAGGGGCUUGUGACCAUAGGCCCCAGUACCAGGGACAAACUGGCCCCUUUCCUGCAGCUCUGCCGUCCCAUCCAAGGCCAGGCCUCUCCAAGACUCAGAGUGUCUACAGUGAGACACUGAGAGAUGUAAAUGGAAUCAGGUCCAGCUGGUCUUAAGUUCUGCUGAGUCAUGGGCCCCUUAAGAAUCUGACGUAUAUUCUGGUCCUAUAACCAGAAAAACUCACCUAUGCUCAGUCACAGAGACUAAAAGCCUUGUUUUAAUUCUCCCUUUUAAGUAGAGAA